AUGGGGCUCUUUUCCUUCCCUGAGCUGAAUACCCGUGUGGGAACUUGGCGUGCUUACCACCUCGCUGGCAUCGUUUUCAUUUCUUCCUUCCUGUCAGGUUAUGAUGCUGGUAUUGCCGGCGGUAUCCUCACUUUCGCGUCUUUCGAGUCCGACUUCCGCUACACUUCCGCACAUGAAUCUAAGGUCUCCUCGCUUACUGUGGGCCUGGAGCAGCUAGGAUCCUUCGUUGCCGCAGCUUGUGUCUAUCCAAUCACCAAUAAGUAUGGACGCAAGUGGACCAUAAUCGGUGCCACGGGAAUUUUCUGCCUUGGCGUCAUUAUCCAGGUUAUCAACACACACUCGCUGGCAGCCUGGUAUGUGGGCCGUGUUAUUGCUGGUUUGGGGAUGGGUGCCCAGAGUGUGGUGAUUCCCAUGUACUCGGCAGAGAUGACUCCCAAGGAGAUUCGUGGUCGUUGCGGUUCUUUUUACCAGUGGAUGUAUGCGUGGGGUGUUUUUCUCGCAUAUUGGGUUGACUAUAGUGCUUCAAUUUCUGGUACCUCACGCGAGUGGCAGAUCCCCGUUGGUCUCCAAUUAGUGUCUGGAGGUGCCCUUUUCAUCCUAUCUUUCACGCUCCCGGAGUCAAUCCGUUGGCUUGCAACCCAAAAUCGCAACGAGGAGGCCUGGAAAUCAAUCGAGUGGAUCCGUGGUGGUGAUAACCAGAAGACUCGUGACGAGUUCGCAGAAACGCAGCUCGGUCUGCAGGCGGAACGUGCUGAGCGUGAAGGCUUCUCUUUCCGCGAGCUUCUUGAGCCUGCUAACCGCCUGCGCUUCUUUGUCGGGCCUCUGCUAUUCACCUUCCAGAAUGCCACAGGAAGCAGUGCCCUCGCAGUCUUUGCGCCGCAGUACUUCAAGCUUGUUGCUGGUGGCAAUUCCGAUAUGCUACUUACUGCCUUGUUCGGUGCCAUGAAAGUUAUUGCGUGCUCUUUUUUCAUUUUCUUCCUCUCAGAGCGUCUGACUCGUCGUGGGUCUCUAGUUGGCGGUUCCGUGUUCAUGGGCACCUGCAUGCUGAUUACGUCGUUGGUUGUUGACAAAACACACACGACCAUUGAUGGAAAUGUCACCUCUGCUGGAAGGGCGACGGUUGCCAUGCUGUACCUUAAUAUCAUGGUGUACAACUGCUCUUGGGGCCCUAUGCCAUGGGCUUAUGUGCCAGAGAUCUUCCCGACUCGCAUCCGUGCCAUGGGAUUAGCUGUCAGCAUGCUGGCGCACUGGGCGACAUCAUUCUGUUUCUCGUUCGCCAGUCCCUACAUGAUCAAAAAUGUAGGUGCAAACACCUUCCUGAUCUUCAUGGGCUUUGACUUCGUCGCUGCUGUUUUCUGCUGGUUCUUCGUGAAAGAAACUCGUGGAAAGAAUCUUGAGAAGGCUGCCGGUACCGAAUGGGAGGCUGCUGAGCGUAGCUCUGAUGAUGACGAGGAAAAGGGUGGUGUGAUCGGUGCAAAUGGAAAGAAGUUGCAGCUGGUCAGCGUGCAUGAGAAUUUCCACACCAACCUGCAUCAUUCCAAAUAA
Messenger RNA from Penicillium longicatenatum, 1545 nucleotides. RefSeq lists its product as uncharacterized. Gene Ontology annotation, cellular component: membrane. The transcript is spliced from 4 exons. Gene Ontology annotation, biological process: carbohydrate transport; transmembrane transport. The coding region runs from base 1 to 1545 and encodes 514 amino acids. The record is from RefSeq and is a predicted model, not a curated record. NCBI's taxonomy places the organism in Eukaryota, Fungi, Ascomycota, Eurotiomycetes, Eurotiales, Aspergillaceae. Gene Ontology annotation, molecular function: carbohydrate:proton symporter activity.